UCGAAGCCCGCAACUCUCGCGAGAGAAGCGAGAUUUAUUCCUACGUACCGGGCCGUGCUGCUUAUGGCGGCGCUGGAGAGGGGGCGCUGAGCUGUUGGGUAUGAAGUGUAACAGAACAGACUUUACCACCUGAAACUGCUGCUUCAAGUUCAGAUCAGGCAAGGAACAAACCUCGAAACAACCAACAAGACCAAAGAAGAGUACACUUAAGUUGAAGACACAACACUUGAUCUGAAACAAGAAGUUUGUGCCUACUCAACAGCUUUGAAAGAGCACUUCCCAACGCUGCUAGUAGUCUUUGUUUUCUUCAGUGCUGUACUGUGAGAUUGCCUGGUGCAGCAGCAGUUGUAUUCUUUAUUAGCUUGAUAGGUCAUUUUCUCUCGCACGUGCGCUCUCUCUCUCUUUCUUUUCUUUUUUUUUUUUUUUUUUUUUUUUAAACACUAGCAACUUUCAUCCUUUGAAACGUGUGCUGAAAAAGAAGAAUCAGCAAAUACUACUGAAAGUGCAAUAUUUGAUUAUCACUGCGAGAUGAGCUUUGAUCCAAAUCUUCUCCACAACAAUGGGCAUAAUGGGUACCCCAAUGGUACUUCAGCAGCACUGCGUGAAACUGGGGUUAUUGAAAAACUGCUAACCUCUUAUGGAUUUAUUCAGUGUUCAGAACGUCAAGCUAGACUUUUCUUCCACUGUUCACAGUAUAAUGGCAACUUGCAGGACUUAAAAGUAGGAGAUGAUGUUGAAUUUGAAGUAUCAUCUGACCGGCGGACUGGGAAACCCAUCGCUGUUAAACUGGUGAAGAUAAAACAAGAAAUCCUCCCUGAAGAACGAAUUAAUGGACAAGUUGUGUGCGCUGUUCCUCACAACUUAGAGAGUAAAUCUCCAGCUGCCCCGGGUCAGAGUCCAACAGGGAGUGUAUGCUACGAACGUAAUGGGGAAGUGUUUUAUCUGACUUACACCCCUGAAGAUGUUGAAGGGAACGUUCAGCUGGAAACUGGAGAUAAAAUAAACUUUGUAAUUGAUAACAAUAAACAUACUGGUGCUGUAAGUGCUCGUAAUAUUAUGCUGUUGAAAAAGAAACAAGCUCGCUGUCAGGGAGUAGUUUGUGCCAUGAAGGAUGCGUUUGGCUUUAUUGAAAGAGGUGAUGUUGUAAAGGAGAUAUUCUUUCACUAUAGUGAAUUUAAGGGUGACUUAGAAACCUUGCAGCCUGGAGAUGACGUGGAAUUCACAAUCAAGGACAGAAAUGGUAAAGAAGUUGCAACAGAUGUCAGACUAUUGCCUCAAGGAACAGUCAUUUUUGAAGAUAUCAGCAUUGAACAUUUUGAAGGAACUGUAACCAAAGUUAUCCCAAAAGUACCCAGUAAAAACCAGAAUGACCCAUUGCCAGGACGCAUCAAAGUUGAUUUUGUGAUUCCUAAAGAACUUCCCUUUGGAGACAAAGAUACGAAAUCCAAGGUGACCCUGCUGGAAGGCGACCAUGUUAGGUUUAAUAUUUCAACAGACCGUCGUGACAAAUUAGAACGAGCAACCAACAUAGAAGUUCUAUCAAAUACAUUUCAGUUCACUAAUGAAGCCAGAGAAAUGGGUGUAAUUGCUGCCAUGAGAGAUGGUUUUGGUUUCAUCAAGUGUGUGGAUCGUGAUGCUCGUAUGUUCUUCCACUUCAGUGAAAUUCUGGAUGGGAACCAGCUCCAUAUUGCAGAUGAAGUAGAGUUUACUGUGGUUCCUGAUAUGCUCUCUGCCCAAAGAAAUCAUGCUAUUAGGAUUAAAAAACUUCCCAAGGGCACGGUUUCGUUCCACUCCCAUUCAGAUCAUCGUUUUCUGGGCACCGUAGAAAAAGAAGCCACUUUUUCCAAUCCUAAAACCACUAGCCCAAAUAAAGGCAAAGAAAAGGAGGCUGAGGAUGGUAUUAUUGCUUAUGAUGAUUGUGGGGUGAAAUUGACUAUUGCUUUUCAAGCCAAGGAUGUGGAAGGAUCUAAUUCUCCUCAGAUAGGAGACAAGGUUGAAUUUAGUAUUAGUGACAAACAGAGGCCUGGACAGCAGAUUGCAACUUGUGUGCGACUCUUAGGUCGUAAUUCCAACUCCAAGAGGCUCUUGGGUUAUGUGGCAACUUUGAAGGAUAAUUUUGGAUUUAUCGAAACAGCCAAUCAUGAUAAGGAAAUCUUUUUCCAUUACAGUGAGUUCUCUGGUGAUGUUGAUAGCCUGGAACUGGGGGACAUGGUCGAGUACAGCUUGUCCAAAGGAAAAGGCAACAAAGUCAGUGCAGAAAAAGUGAACAAAACACACUCAGUGAAUGGCAUUACUGAGGAAGCUGAUCCCACCAUCUACUCUGGUAAAGUCAUUCGCCCCUUGAGGAGUGUCGAUCCAACACAGACUGAGUACCAAGGAAUGAUUGAGAUCAUGGACGAAGGGGAUAUGAAAGGUGAGGUCUAUCCAUUUGGCAUAGUUGGGAUGGCCAACAAAGGGGAUUGCCUACAGAAAGGGGAGAGCGUCAAGUUCCAGUUGUGUGUCCUGGGCCAAAAUGCACAGACUAUGGCCUACAACAUCACACCCCUGCGUAGGGCCACAGUGGAAUGUGUGAAAGAUCAGUUUGGCUUCAUUAACUAUGAAGUAGGAGAUAGCAAGAAGCUCUUUUUCCAUGUGAAAGAAGUUCAGGAUGGCAUUGAGCUACAGGCAGGAGAUGAGGUGGAAUUCUCAGUGAUUUUUAAUCAGCGCACUGGCAAGUGCAGUGCUUGUAAUGUUUGGCGAGUCUGCGAGGGCCCCAAGGCUGUUGCAGCUCCACGACCUGAUAGGUUGGUCAAUCGCUUGAAGAACAUCACCCUGGAUGAUGCCAGUGCUCCUCGCCUAAUGGUUCUUCGUCAGCCAAGGGGACCAGAUAACUCAAUGGGAUUUGGUGCCGAAAGAAAGAUCCGUCAAGCUGGUGUCAUUGACUAACCACAUCCACAAAGCACAUCAUUAAUCCACUAUGAUCAAGUUGGGGGGAUUCUGGUGAAGGGUUCUGAAUAUCUCCCUCUUCAUCCCUCCCAAAAUCUGGAAUACUUAUUCUAUUGAGCUAUUACACCAGUUUUAACACCUUCCUCGUGUUAUGUUUAAAAAAAUAAAUAAAUUUAAGAAAACCAUUUUAAAAUUAUGCACAGUUGCAGGCUGGAAAACUUAAGGUGGCGCCUUAUAGAAUCAAUUUUAGGAGCUUUAUUUGGUGCAUUUAACGCAACUGGUAAUUGCAAAUCCACUUCUGCCUGUGUAAGUGAAAAAUAUAGACUGUUACCUUGUUGGCCCUAUGAAAUUCUGCACUUGAUACUUAGUAUAUACUCUACCUUCAUUACUUCUGGCAAGAUGUUCUGCCUUAGCACUCAGUUGCAUUCUUUUUCCUUUUCUUUUCUGUUCAUUAUGCUUUAAUUCUGAGAACCAUAUGAUGGUAGAAUAUAUUAAAAAUUACAAAAAUUUGCAUAGGCAAACCAGUUCUUUAAGUUGAUGGCCAAAUGUUAAAAUGUUAUUUUUCAUAUCAUUUAUAAUCUUGUCACAGUCCACUUAAUGAUGUUUGGUUAGAUUUCAGUGAAAAUUAUCUUCCAGGGUAGUUUUUUUCCCCCCCCUCCCCGGGGAUAGGGGGUGUAACUUUACCACAAUUAGUAUAUAUGGUGCAGAAUUUCAUGCAAAUGAGGUGUGCCAGCAGUGUGAUAAUUUAAACGUAUUUAAAGAAAAAACAAAAGGAUGAAUGCACAAACUUGCUGCUGCUUAGAUCACUGCAGCUUCUAGGACCCAGUUUCUUUUACUGUUUUCAAAACAAAACAAAACAAAAAAUAAUAAAAAAGUUGUGCCUGAAAUGAAUCUUGUUUUUUUUAUAAGUAGCCGCCUGGUUCCUGUGUCCUGUAAAAAGUACAGGCACUUGACCCUUGGUGUAGCUUCUGUUCGGCUUUAUAUCACGGGAACGGAUUGGUCUGAUUUCUUGGCCCUCAUCUUGAAUUGGCCAUAUACAGGGUCCCUGGCCAGUGGACUGAAGGCUUUGUCGAAGAUGACAUGGGUCAGCUCAGGGGAUGUGGGGGAGGGUGCUUUUAUCUUCCCCGUUGUCGUUUGAGGUUUUGAUCUUCUCUGGGUAAAGAGGCCAUUUAUCUUUGUAAACACGUAACACUUUUGCUUUCUCCAGUUUUCUGUUAAUGGCGAAAGAAUGGAAGCGAAUAAAGUUUUACUGAUUUUUGAGACACUA
Eubalaena glacialis (North Atlantic right whale) is the source of this 4192-nucleotide messenger RNA. RefSeq names its product cold shock domain containing E1 (gene CSDE1). The coding region runs from base 529 to 2925 and encodes 798 amino acids. Gene Ontology annotation, molecular function: nucleic acid binding. NCBI's taxonomy places the organism in Eukaryota, Metazoa, Chordata, Mammalia, Artiodactyla, Balaenidae. The transcript has 20 exons. The record is from RefSeq and is a predicted model, not a curated record.